Vigna unguiculata (cowpea) is the source of this 1195-nucleotide messenger RNA. Its product is annotated as eugenol synthase 1-like. The record is from RefSeq and is a predicted model, not a curated record. Lineage: Eukaryota; Viridiplantae; Streptophyta; Magnoliopsida; Fabales; Fabaceae. Gene Ontology annotation, molecular function: oxidoreductase activity.
ACAUGUUUUGCUUUCUUUCAUAAUAUCCGGUGUUUGGUUGGUGGGUACCAAUGGCAUGUGAUUGGAAAAUGUAGCACAUUAUUAUUAUUUAAAGGGUUAGCAUAAGUUUUGAUUUGCAAGAUCAGAAAGAGAAAAUUUAAGAAAUGGAGAGAAAGAAUAGGAUUGUAGUGUUUGGAGGAAUUGGUUACAUAGGGAAGCAUUUGGUGAAGGCAAGUCUCUCUUUAGGUCAUCCAACUUUCGUCUACACUCGUCCUCUCACUUCACAAACUCCUCCUUCCAAGAUACAACUUUGCAAGGACUUCACCUCCAUGGGAGUCACUCUUUUUCAGGGAGAACUUGAGCAUGAGCAGAUUUUGGCUGUGGUUAAAGAAGUAGACAUUGUGAUAUGUGCACUUCCAUUCCCUCAAGCUAUGGAGCAACUCAAAAUCAUAGAAGCUAUCAAAGUUGCUGGUAAUAUAAAGAGAUUCAUUCCAACAGGUUUUGGUUCAGAAGAAGAGAAAAUAAAAGCUCUUCCUCCAUUCCAAGCUGUUCUUGAUGAGAAAAGAAAAAUCAGAGAGAAAAUUGAAGCUGCUGGAAUCCCUUAUACUUCUAUCAAUGCAAACUGUUUUGCUGCAUAUUUUAUAAACUAUUUGCUUCGUCCACAUCAGAAACUCAAAGAUAUUGUUGUUUAUGGAACUGGUGAAGCCAAAGUUGUACUAAAUUAUGAAGAAGACGUGGCUAUGUACAUCGUUAAAGCAGCAAAUGAUCCAAGAACAUGCAAUCGUGUGGUUUCUUGUCGACCUUUGAAGAACAUCAUAACACAGAAUAAGUUGAUAUCAUUGUGGCAUCAAAAGUCUGGUCAAACUUUUACCAACACUUUCGUUUCCGAGGAACAAAUUGUCAAACUCUCACAAACCUUGCCUUUUCCCGAGAAUAUUCCAGUUUCCAUCAUUCAUAGUGUAUUUGUGAGAGGGGACCUUACGAGCUUCGACAUCGGAGAAGAUGAUCUUGAAGCUUCAUUGCUAUAUCCUGAUUAUAAUUAUACCUCCAUUGAUGAAGUUCUUGAUAUAUUUCUUGUUCAUCCUCCACUUCCUGCCUCUACUUCUUUUGGAUGAACUUAUUUAAAGUUCCACAUAAACUACACAAAUCAAUCUUUAAGAAUAAGAUUUUAGGUUACAAUGGCAUUGACAUGUAUUAUGUAUCGAUAUUUGAUCGA